Molecule: messenger RNA, 3447 nt
Organism: Ramularia collo-cygni
Lineage: Eukaryota; Fungi; Ascomycota; Dothideomycetes; Mycosphaerellales; Mycosphaerellaceae
Product: related to SAP190-Sit4p-associated protein
Exons: 2
Coding region: 1-3447 (1148 amino acids)
Cellular component (GO): nucleus; cytosol
Molecular function (GO): protein phosphatase regulator activity; protein phosphatase binding
Source: RefSeq, a predicted model, not a curated record
AUGUUUUGGAGGUUCGGAGGAUAUGCCAACAUCUCCUCGCUAGACAGCAUCCUCGACAAGCCCGAUGUCACUGUCGAGGAGCUGCUGGAUGAGAGCGAUUUGAUCCAGGAGUUGAAGCAGCAAAACAGCAAGCUGAUUGAGUUUCUGCGCGACGAGCCGGUGUUGAAGACGCUGCUCGACUAUGUCAUUGCCGACACGCCAGAUGAGGAUGCGAUAGCAGCCGCGAAGACGGGCCAGCCACCCACAACGCCCAGCAAAGAAGGCGAGAGGGAGAAGGAAAAGAGCGUCGAGUCACCCAUAUCUUUCUUUGGAAAAGGCAAGAACCGCGAUCGCUCCAAAUCUUUGCACAAGGAUGGCGAGACGGAGGCAGAAAGAAAUGAAGCGCAGCGCAAAAAGUACGCCUAUGUCGCGUGCGAAGUCCUCUCUUCAGAGGUCUGGUCGCUUACAGAGGCCGUGCUUGAGCAGCGCGAUCAUUUGCGCGAGUUCUGGCAGUACAUUCGUCGCCCCGCGCCGCUAGAUCCCACACAAGCAUCGUACUUCACCAAAGUCAACGAGGCCCUCUUGGAUAAGAAAACAGAGGACAUGUUGGCGCACUUCAAAUCCCUCGACGGCAUCAUACCUGCCAUGUUGCAGCAUGUGGACUGCCCGAUGGUCAUGGAUCUCCUGCUGAAGAUCAUCUCGUUGGAGAAGAGUGAGGGCGGCCAGGGCAUUGUGGAUUGGCUACAAGGUCAAAAUCUCAUCCCGCUGCUUCUCACUUACCUAUCGCCAGAACAGAGCUCCGCGACACAAACUUCCGCUGGUGACUUUCUCAAAGCCAUCAUCACAAUCUCCGCAAACGCCACGACACAGGACCAGUCAGUGAUUGGUCCCAAUGAGCUCACACGCCAGCUCGUCUCAGAAGAAUGCAUCCACACCUUAAUCACCGACAUGCUGCGGGGCGGCAACCCUCUUACUGUAGGAGUCGGCAUUAUCAUCGAAGUCAUCCGCAAGAACAACUCCGACUAUGACCUCGACAAUCAGGUCGGUCCUGAACCCAAAACCUCAGAUCCAAUCUAUCUUGGCACCCUUCUCCGACAAUUUGCAACACACGUGCCAGAUUUCAUGAACCUCAUCCGCUCGCAAUCUGCCAAGAAGCCCGACCUGAAAGCCGCUUUUGGCGGCAAGAUUGAGCCUCUAGGGUUUGAUCGAUUCAAGACGUGUGAGCUGAUGGCGGAGUUGCUCCACUGCAGUAAUAUGGGAUUACUGAAUGAGCGUGGCGCGGAUGAGGAGGUGCGAAAACGGGAUGCUGAGCGGGAACGUCUCAAAGCGCAAGGCCAGCUUGCUACUCCUAGAGCUCCUGGUAGUCCCGGUGCGAAUGGGAGCAAUUUCGAUGAGUUUGGAAGCUCGGUCGACUCUCAUGGAUUCCACCACGCCGAGCGACCUACACAGGAGGAGAUGAACGAGCAGGCAGAGGAUCGCAGAUUGGAAGUUCAGAAUGCCAGCGACGAGGAGGGCUUCGAGAAGGUCAAUGCACCGGGAGCAGAUGAGGAAGAGGUCACCUUUGACGACAUCGACGAUAAAAUCGACAGGACGACACACGGUGGUCUGCCUCUUCUUGAGAAGGUUGAAAAGGUGAAACCGACUCAAAUGGAGGCUCACCUCGAGGAUGCACCUAUGCCUGCGCCUCUAUCUCCCAAGAAGUCUCCCACCAAACUUUCGCUCCACUUUGACCCACCACCAACCGAAGCUGCAGCGGAUUCACCCACUACUGCUGGCGUCACCAGCAAGAUACAAUCUCUGGAUGUUGUAGACGAAGAUGUAGUAAUGAGCGAGUUUGGUGAAGAGCCAGAUUUUCAAGAUGACGACAACGCACCUUCUGAGUUGGAAAGGGAGUUGGCGCGUUCGGCGGACAAGCCUGCACCACUCUUUGCGGCAAAGAAGGAUGCCGCCGCGCUUUCAUCAAGCGAUCACAACGAGAACGCGGCGUCAACGUCAGAAGAUGGCGAGGUUUCGCAAAGCGUCGCCACACUCCAAGCGCCGUCUCCUACAUUGAACACAGACCGCGCACCUUACGACACGGAGCUGGAUGGUUCCCCAGUCGUGGGCGAUUUGCUUAAACUUCGAUUCGUGGAGCAUCAGGUUGUCCCCACAAUACUCGACUUCUUCUUCCGAUUUCCGUGGAACAACUUUCUCCACAACGUCGUCUAUGAUGUCGUGCAGCAGGUCUUCAACGGCACACUCGACCGCGGAUACAACCGAACUCUGGCAUUCGAUCUCUUCACAGCAGUCCCCAAAGAGACCUCUGAUGGUACUGAGAUCGUAGGAUUGGCCAACACAGGAGAUAUCACAACACGUAUCCUGGAUGGUCAGAGGGCAAGCGAGCUCAGCCAGAAGGAAAGGGGCAUGAGGCUCGGCUACAUGGGUCACUUGACUCUGRUUGCAGAGGAAGUGUGCAAGUUUGGCAAUCGGCAAUCGCCCGAAGUGCUGGACUCCGCCAUCGGUGAAAGAGUCUCAAGAGCAGAGUGGACGGAAUAUGUGGAGGGCAUUCUAGCCGAGACACGAGAUCGUGACAACGCUGUGCUUGGGGGCGUGAGACCAGMGACGGCAAUUGGAGUUCGAGCAGGUGGAGGGAGCUUCGGCGGAGGAGGUCUAGUGAGCGCGGGACUAAGUAGUAUGACGCCACAGGACACGCUGGCGUUGUCCGAGGGUACCGUGGGACAGAGUACGUUCGAAAUCGAGAGGGAAGGAGGAUUGCGAGGCUUUGGCGAUGACGAAGAUGACGAGGAGGAAGAGGAGAGGAGGACGGGAGGUGUGGAUGAUGAUGAGCAGACAAACACGGAUGACAACACGAAGCCACCGCCACUCAACAUCCCACCUUCCCGCGCUCGCCGCACUCUGGCGGCUCGUCUAGCUCAACGCUCGCAGAAUCAGGCCGUGGAAAGCGGAGACCCAGACGCCGCAGAUGCCAUAGCAGUGGAAACCGCCGCAAUGAUGCCCGAGGAUGGCGAUGGAAUGGUAGAUCUCGGAACCGCUACCGAGCAGGAAAUGUUGCAGGCAAGUGGAUUGCAGAUCACAGGUCUCCGAUCUAUCAGCGGCGGUUCUGGAGCGGCGGGGCAUGUCACUGGACUGUUCAGUUCUUCGGAUAGCUCUGAUGAAGAGGAAGGUGGGCUUGGUAGUAGUGAUGAGGGCGAUGCGGGGAGAGAUCAUACGAUUGGGAGGGAGGAGGGAGAUUUCGAACAGGGGGAACAGAGGAGGAGGAGACGACCGAGCACCACUGAGGCCAAGAGUCGAGUUUCUAUUGAUGAUGACUAUGAUGAUGAUGAUGUUGAUGAAGUUCAUGAUGGGAGGGAAGUUUUCGGAUUGCCAAAGGGAGAGAGCAAGAUUCCCGAGGCGGAGGAUAGCAGUAGUGGGAGUGGAAGUAGUGACGAUGAGGGGAUGGUGGAGAUUCGGACGAGGAGAAGCAGUUAA